Messenger RNA from Dictyostelium discoideum AX4, 171 nucleotides. RefSeq lists its product as hypothetical. Lineage: Eukaryota; Evosea; Eumycetozoa; Dictyosteliales; Dictyosteliaceae. The record is from RefSeq and is a predicted model, not a curated record. Bases 1 to 171 code for a protein of 56 amino acids. The transcript has a single exon.
AUGGGCAAUGGUGCAAAUCAUUUUACAAAGGAUAGUUCGCCAAUACCUCCUCAUAUUUCUCCACCUUAUUCUCCUUCCACAACUACUACAACGACUACUACGACAACAACCACCAGCCCAACAAAUACAAAUACAAUUACAAUUAUAAAUAUACGAGCAUUUGAUCCAUAA